Molecule: messenger RNA, 794 nt
Organism: Phialemonium atrogriseum
Lineage: Eukaryota; Fungi; Ascomycota; Sordariomycetes; Cephalothecales; Cephalothecaceae
Exons: 1
Coding region: 163-705 (180 amino acids)
Source: RefSeq, a predicted model, not a curated record
UGCCGGCUUCCGGGCUUAGUCGGCAUCGGGGGUCGUUGGAAGUGGGGCCGGAGGCGCCGGGGGUUCAGGGGUGUCUGCCGAGGAUGAAGCUAGAGACAGAGAUGGUCAACUGGGCAGUAGAAUCCAAGGGCAUGUUGGAAGGUGCUCAGGGCCUUGGACAGUAUGUUCCAGGGUAUCACAAGUCCUUGGUCAUGGAUGCUGUUUGUACAGAGCCUCGUCCCUGAUGCUGAGGGGGUCAAAGGCAACAUCCAUGGGGAGAGUCAGCAGCAGCCUAGGAAGCUAAGAGGUUGUCAUGAGCCAGUUAAGGACCUUGGAUUGCUUUCGAAGGUUCUGUACAAUAAACAUUCAUCCCAACCUACAAAAAGGGGUUGGGAUGGUUGCACCUCAAGGCGGUUCCACUUGAGUGAUAAUCGGCCGAAUUCAGCAGCUGUCAAUGGACUCAUUGUUCCUGCAGCUACAAUGAUCUCCAGGAUGCUCAGUGGAGAGCUGUAUGGCGAGACAGCAACCAAAGUUGGCCUUAAGUAUCUAGGGCACAAGAGCACUUCAGAGCUCAAGAAAGUCACAAUGACAAUGGCCGCCGCGAGAACAAAUAAAAUCUUAGGACAGAUUCAAGCCGGUAUCAUUGAUCUGGCUGUGCAAGGCCACAAUGGAACAGGGAGGACUGGGCAGAUCAAGGACCAUGAUCCUUCCCGGUCUUCCAUUUGAGGCGAACACUGCUAUUGAACAAUGGACAGUGUGGUGGUCUGUCUGUGGUAUUCCCAAAUGCCACUGGCUCAUCGAGUGGCCAAGACGCU